AUGUUUAAAUCUAUCUCGAUCAGAUCUUUUCUCUUGAGUUGUGUUUUGGGUGCGAGUUUAUCUUCAACAUUAGCUUCACCCCCAAAAGACGACAACGUUCUAAAUCUCAACGUAUCAGCAACUUCAAAGGAUUCUAUCAUAAACACUACAGAAAUACCUACCCUUGAUAAUCCCAAUGGAUUGAACUUCAAUAAGUCUGAUCAAAAUGUAUCAGAAUCAGAUAAUUCGACAUUCAAUAAAUCUAUACCUUGUGUGAAAUUACCUGAAACAAUGAACUCUACUACUACCUCUAUACCUAUUUCGUUAUCAAUUCCUGGAGUUUUAUCUGAAGAUGGAAAAUGUACUUGUCCUGGUCUUCUUCCUAUGGCGGUAGGACCUCAUGCGACAAACGGUUCUAAGGGAAUUGGAUCUAGUUCUUCGAGUCCUACAGUGAAGGCUGAGAUUCAGAACACUACAUCUUUAUCUACUCAGGAAUUCACACUCUUACCAGUUGAUUAG
Messenger RNA from Melampsora larici-populina 98AG31, 498 nucleotides. RefSeq lists its product as uncharacterized. Lineage: Eukaryota; Fungi; Basidiomycota; Pucciniomycetes; Pucciniales; Melampsoraceae. The record is from RefSeq and is a predicted model, not a curated record. Bases 1 to 498 code for a protein of 165 amino acids. The transcript is spliced from 6 exons.